This is a messenger RNA of Harmonia axyridis, 841 nucleotides long. RefSeq lists its product as uncharacterized. Lineage: Eukaryota; Metazoa; Arthropoda; Insecta; Coleoptera; Coccinellidae. The coding region runs from base 203 to 775 and encodes 190 amino acids. The transcript has 2 exons. The record is from RefSeq and is a predicted model, not a curated record.
UACAGACAUUGUGACGAAAUGAUACAGCGUUCAAAAAGCUGAUAGUAAAAAAUUCAGAAAUGACAGAGUAGUUUUUUGUGGUGAAGAAUUAUCCAUAGAAUCAUUCGACUGGAAAUCAAAUCAAAAUCAAAAAUAAAUUCUCUUGACAUUUUUCUCAGACCAACUAAAAAUCAAAAAAAUCAGUAUUACGACAACAUUUUGAAUGGAUCCCAAAACAUUAACAGUUAUAUCCUACAUUUGUUUACUUAUAAUUAGUUGCUAUUGCUUCGUAGAACAUGUGUUGGAGCCUCAAAGUGAAAUAGGCACACUUUCUUUCGCAAUUAUGGCAUUUGGCGCGGCCUUAUGUGCAAUAAAAACAUAUGAUGAAUCAUUGAUGCCUGAUGCCUUAAAAGAAGCUCAAAAAAACGUGGAAAUUUUCAGCGAUUCCUUCGUACUAUCUUUUGCAGCUGCAGAAGUAUGGGAAAAGCAGAGAGUUAGGAUGGAAGUGGUGAUCUUCCAAAUGCUACUCCCUUUUCUGCCAAUAGCGCUUUAUAUUUCUGAUAAGGAUUACAAGAAAGCUCUGGAGUACGUGAUAUUGGGAUCUCUUAUUUCGUUUGUUACAGCAUCAAUUUUAUGUUUUUGUAUAUGCGGUGUUCUAACAGCUGGCAUUUAUGCUGCUGGUGAAUUUUACGUCAAGGAUAAAGUCGUAUUAGAGUCAGUACCACAAGGGGAUUUGAAAAAUUAUGUUAAUUGCCUAUUCUGCUUAUUUUUGUUGUAUACUUUGGAUUAUGUUUGAACGUAUAAUGAAACAAUGUCUGAGAAAUGUUAAUAUUUUUAUGAUAUAGAUAUAUAGGUGAAUGAA